AUGGCAUGUGGUAGACAAGAAAGGAACACUGAAGGUUCUAACACUCACAGAGAGCAAGAUCACCCGUUGGAUGGAGGACAUGAUCUGGCAGACACAAUUCGUCAACUGAUGGAGAUAAUGAAGCAGCAACAAGAGAUCAUCCUUAGACAGAAUCAAACCUUCGAGAUCAGCGGUUGUACUGAAGAGCAAAAAGUACAGUACAUUGGCCAUCUACUACAAGGAGAAGUUGGUAUCUGUUGGGAUACCAAGAGACAGCUGCUGGUGCGAGAGCUUGGUAACAUAGCUACUUUAACCUGGGAUAGAUUCAAGGAUGUGUUUGACAAUAGAUUCUUCCCGGAAUCAGUUAAGCAGCAAAAAGCACAGGAGUUUGCAACCUUGGUGCAAGGAAGCCUCACAGUUGAGCAAUACGCUGCUAAAUUUAUGGAGCUAGAAAGGUUUGCUCCACACCUGAUAGCCACUAAAAAGAUGCAGGCUCAAAAGUUCCAAAGUGGACUGCAACCUCGAAUUCGUAGUUACGUAGCAGGUUUUUGCAUUGAUAACUUCCAGGAGUUAGUCAAUGUGGCCGCAAUAACAGAAGUAGAGCAACGAAACAUUGCGGCUCAAAUUAGCAUGGAGAGGAAAAGGGUUUCUCCCUUCACUAUGGAAGGAAGUAACAUCAAGAGGAGGAUAGUACAAGGAUCUAACAAGGGAAAGGGCAUUAUGCCUAUCCUUCCUGCUACCAGUCGAAAGUGUGUAAAGGUCCACAAUGGAGAAUGCAAAUUUGUAUUGGGGGUAUGCUUCAAAUGUGAUCAACCUGGCCAUAUGAUUCGUGAAUGCCCUCAAAGUACACAAGGAGGCAAAAAUGCUCCUAACCCUAGUAACAAGCUGAAUCAUAGGCCACCUGCCCAAGCCCACGUUUACGCUAUUACCCCCGGUGAUAUGGAUGAGGAAGCACCAUGA
Messenger RNA from Juglans microcarpa x Juglans regia, 939 nucleotides. RefSeq lists its product as uncharacterized. The transcript is spliced from 2 exons. The coding region runs from base 1 to 939 and encodes 312 amino acids. Gene Ontology annotation, molecular function: nucleic acid binding; zinc ion binding. Lineage: Eukaryota; Viridiplantae; Streptophyta; Magnoliopsida; Fagales; Juglandaceae. The record is from RefSeq and is a predicted model, not a curated record.